Molecule: messenger RNA, 714 nt
Organism: Paramecium pentaurelia
Lineage: Eukaryota; Ciliophora; Oligohymenophorea; Peniculida; Parameciidae
Source: the annotation of a GenBank genome assembly
AUGUACUCUACAGUAGGAAUGAAUACAGUUGCUUCUCAAUUAUCUAAAAAGGAACCUAAUGAUAAAGAAAUUCCAGACAACAAAAACAUUAAUGCUCAAGAGGUAGUUAGAUAUACUUAUUGUUCAACUAUAAUUAGAAUCCUAUAGAGAUGAACAGUAUAAAAGAUUCUACAAAUAAACAAAUAACAUAAAUUAAUACCAAUCCAUCAUUAUUCAAAAUAGAAAUAUUCAUUGAACUAUGCACUAUGACCCUAUUUAUAUACACAUAUUAUGAGUUUUUUACUUAGUACGAAUAAUUGCCAUCAACUAUAGAUAUCGAUUUUGGAUCCAGAUCAUCAUUUGAAUAAGUAAAUAAACAAUAUUUGAUUAUUAUAUUAAUAGGAGCAACCUUCCUAUUAAUCUUAAUUUCAAGUUUAUAAAUGUUCACUCAUAAAUUUAAGUAAGAUGUAACUUUUAAUUUUUAGAUACAGGGUUGCAAUCACUCCACAAAACUCGGAAUUCAUUUUCAGAUAUACACGUUUAUUUCUAAGCUCCGAGAAACUAAUUACAAUGGGAUUAUUUAUGUAUGACACAAUUUCGAUAUUUAAAAUAAUUCAAAAAUAAUGGCAACCCCUAUCUUUGUAUUUAUCAGCAAUUUUUAUUUUACCUUAUAUAACAUUUUGGAUGAUUUAUAAUAAAAUGAUGAAUUAAAUUGCUGAUAAUCAAGAUGAAUGA